AAGGACAGAGCAGAGUAUGAGUAAGCUUUGUGCUGUCUGUUUGAUCGUCGUCACCUUUACGGUCGCUCAUGGUACCUUCAUUACAAGGAAAUUCACUGCAAAACCGGAAUUUGAUAAUAAAAUAUCCAAUAAUGACCUUUUACGACAAUACGGCUCUCAAUCGAUGAUCGAAUGUGCCCUGAAUUGUCAAAGAGAGACUUCGUGUACUUUUUUUGGUUAUAAUCCGAGUUUGAAUAAGUGUCGUGUUCACAAGAGAACCUUUACAUCCGGAACAUUGGAGGAGACAGGAUGGGAGUACUUUUUUCUUAACCGCCUCCCUGUAGAUUGUAAAGACCUGCAUGACAACGGUAACACUGAUACAGGGGUGUACAAAAUUUAUCCCUUUGAGGACAAUUCCCUCCCGAUCCUAGUGUACUGUGAUAUGAACAUAAUGGAAGGAGGAUGGACGGCAAUUCAGAAACGACAAGAUGGAUCCCUGAGCUUUGACCGAAAUUGGACAGGAUUAUAA
Saccostrea cuccullata (small rock oyster) is the source of this 508-nucleotide messenger RNA. RefSeq names its product angiopoietin-4-like. The transcript has 3 exons. The coding region runs from base 17 to 508 and encodes 163 amino acids. NCBI's taxonomy places the organism in Eukaryota, Metazoa, Mollusca, Bivalvia, Ostreida, Ostreidae. The record is from RefSeq and is a predicted model, not a curated record.